Messenger RNA from Chroicocephalus ridibundus (black-headed gull), 7454 nucleotides. It is a transcript of the gene AMIGO3, whose product is annotated as adhesion molecule with Ig like domain 3. The transcript has a single exon. The record is from RefSeq and is a predicted model, not a curated record. Gene Ontology annotation, biological process: brain development. Lineage: Eukaryota; Metazoa; Chordata; Aves; Charadriiformes; Laridae. Gene Ontology annotation, molecular function: protein binding. The coding region runs from base 376 to 1896 and encodes 506 amino acids. Gene Ontology annotation, cellular component: membrane.
GCGGCGCGGAGCCGUGAGAAAACUUGUCGCUUCGGGGACGAGCGGCUCCGGGAGGCAGCCAGGCGUUCGCCGGACCGUCUCAGCACCCACCAACCUCCCCCCUCCGCCGCUUCCCCGAUGCCGGACACCAGCCCCCACCCGCCCCCGGGCAGCCCCCGGCCGGCCGGAGCACAGGUAGGCAGCAGAAGCGGGCAGGACGAUGCCCUCCUUUAACUCUUUUCAAGCUCCUCGGCUGGAAUCGGGGCGCAAAGGGGCAUCUGCGGAUGCUCGGUAGAGCUCCCCCCCCCCCGCUCCCCGCCCAAGACAGCACAGGGGGAGACCGGGGAGGACUGCGGCACGUUGCACCGGGCUGCACAGAGGCUCCUGCCCGGCACAAUGUCCCCGAGGGCACCCACAGACCCUCUCCGGGCGCGGGUGGCGAAGCUGCUGCUGCUGCUGCUCCAUCUGUGCCGCGCUCCCCGCGCCUCCCCGCUGCCCCGCAGCUGCCCCGCCGCCUGCAUCUGCACCUCCGACCUGCUGAGCUGCAGCCGGCAGACGCUGCAGCGCGUGCCCCGGGCGCUGCCGCCCACCGCCACCACGCUGGACCUCAGCCACAAUGCCCUCACUCAGCUCCAUGACCGCUGGCUGGCCGCCCUCCCGCACCUCGAGGCCCUCCACAUCAGCCACAACCAGAUAAAGGACCUUUCUCCGCAGGCUUUCCACAAUGCCUCCUACCUGCGGCACCUCGACAUGUCCUCCAACCACCUGCACGCCGUCGAGACGCACUACUUCGACAAGCUGGUGAGCUUGGAGGAGCUGCUGCUCUACAACAACCGCAUUACACGAGUGGAUGAAAACGCCUUCGCCAAGCUGAGCGGCCUGCGGAAAGUCUACCUGAGCUGGAACAACCUGACCACCUUCCCCUUCCACUCGGUGCAGGGGCUGGGCAACUACAGCCUGCGCACGCUGGACCUCUCCUCCAACAGCCUGAGCAGCAUCCCCGUGGAGGAGCUGGCGGCUCUGCCCGAAAACAUCAGGAACGGCUUGUACCUGCACAACAACCCCGUCAGGUGCAGCUGCCAGCUCUACCUGAUGCUCCAGCGCUGGAAGCAGCGAGGUUUCAGCUCGGUGAAGGAUUUCUUCGAGGAACACACCUGCAAGGUGUCCAACAACGUGCCCCGGUCACUGAUCAAGUUCCUCAAAUACAGCCACAUGUUUGAGAACUGCUCGGCGGGCCCUGAAGACGUGCACCCCGUGACCUUCCCUGUGAUGGUGGGCCAGACCCUCCUGCUCACCUGCAACACCAGCCUGCCGGCCGUGGCCACCACCUACAUGUGGAUCUCCCCUCGCCACGAGCCCAUCAAACACCCGGGGAACAGCAACCGCUCCUUGGAGGUGUACCGCAAUGGCAGCCUGAAGAUUGCGGUGGCCAAGCCCUGGCACUCGGGGGUCUACGUGGGCUUGGCCAUCAACAGCCCCCACAAUUUCAGCAGGCUGUGCGAAAUCAAUGUGACGGUCCACUUCCCCAAGCCAGAUGGGGAGACCUUUAGCACCGGCCUCACAACGCUGCUGGGCUGCAUCGUGAGCCUGCUGCUCGUGCUUAUCUACCUGUACCUCACGCCCUGCCGCUGCCUGAGCUGCUGCAAGAAGCCAGCUCCUCUCAGCCCCCCACAAGAGUGCAGCGCCCAGUCCUCCAUCCUAAGCACCACUCCCCCUGCCACCGAUGGGCCAAACCGCAAGGUCAGCGCCAACAAGCAUGUGGUCUUCCUUGAGCCCGUCAGGGAGACACAGAACGGCAAGAUUCGCCUGGCCCUCAGUGAGGACUUCCCUGAUGCCAAGCACCCCAAGGUCCUGCAGCUCAAGUCGGACUCAGAGUCCAUCAGCUCUGUCUUUUCGGACACCCCCAUCGUGUCAUAGCGGGGCAGAGCUGGGAGGAGUACCGGGGACUCCCAAAAGCUGUUCUCCAUUGCUGCUAGAAGCAGGACUAUUGGGCACUCCGAAUUCCCAGCUUGACCGUGACCCACGAGGGUGAUCGGCAUCACCCACAACUGCUUCAGCCAUGAGCUCCUGGUGGGUUUUGGGCUGGGGGCACAACGGUGCCCGGCAAGAGCGCCUUGCAGAAGCCACGGCCUCAUUAGCACAACGGUAAUGCUGAUGAACCCAGCACGCCCGAGAAAUCUCUGCUUCAUUCGGACAAACUCCCCAAUGAUGACACUGGGAUGGUGGUCUGCCGUGGCCCCGGGCUCAAGAAACACAACCCGGCCACCACCGCCUUGGACCUCCCAGGCCAAGGAACAGCCAUGACGAGUGGGGUAGUGUCCUCGCUCAUGCCAGGGGAUGGCGGUGCCACUGUCCCCUUCCAGCCCGUGCUGGUCCCCAUCACCAUGCUGUGGCUGGGAGCGGGGUGAGGAGCAUGACCCUGUCGCAAGGUGGGCUAAGCGCUGCCUCUCCGAAUGUGGCCACGCAGGAGGGAUGGAGCUCAGCGCCUGACCAGCCAUGCAGCCAAGCAAACGUUACCAAGCUUUUGCCUCCCGAGAAGCUGUAAAUAGUCAAGGCAGGAUUAGGUGAUGUGAUACAGCGCCCUAGCCCGCAUUGCUCAGCGCUCCCCGUGCCACCAAGGACGAUGAGGGCUCAGAUGCACCACCCUCCUUCGCCGCUUCUCCUUGAGGCGGACAAACGCGCUGCUAAAGCACAGCUAUUUAGGCAGUAAUCUAAUAAGCCUAUCGAUAAAUGUGAGUAAUCCUCUCCUCUCUUGGGUCGUAAUUAUCUAGUUACAUUGGAAUAAAAAAUGCCUAUUUUUUUAAGCUGACACAGGGCUGAGUGUCUCCUUGCCCUUGCAGGGCAGCGGCGUGCAGCCACUCUGCAACCCACGGGUGCAGCGGUGGGAGUCCGGGGGGUCUGAGGGAGCCCUGAAUUCCCGCUGAACUGGCACACAGAGCCAGGCAAUCCGCACCGGUCUCGCAGGCUCUGUUCCCAUCUAACAGCGUUAGGGUGGCCUUGGCAAGGGGGUUAAAUGUGCCGAGAUGGUGCUGGUGGCCCAGGGCUGCUGCGAGAGGAGCGUCUAGUGGCUUGUCCCCAGGAGGGCAGGUCCCUGGUGGCGCCUGGGAGCUGGGGAGGGAGCAGGGCCAACUGACACAAGGGCAUAUCCAGAACUCAAUAGGGAUGAGCAGGAUUUAGGUGCGGGGGAGAAGACCAUGGGGAGACCCGCUCGAGGUGGGACUGGCCUGAUCUUUGGCUAAAUCCUGACAACCUUGGCAGACAGACUCCAGCCCCCACCUCAUCAGACACCUGCGCUGCUUUCCCCAGCACCCAGCCCUGCAUCACCCCUGGCACCGGGAGCAGCUCUGCCCCCCCAUAACGCCUGACUGACCCCGCAGAGGGAUAAGGGUGUCCCCCCCCAUCUGCCAGCCACCACUGCCCUCUCCACAGCUGGAGCAGGAGCACGCAGCUGCCUGCAGCAUGGGGGAUGCUGGAGCCUGCCCAAAAGCAGGAAUGCAGCUCAGACACAACCCAAAAAUGUGGACCAGGACACUUUGCAGACCUUUCCCCAAACCCACAGCCCCCCACAGCUGUGCCCCAGCCCCCAGAGCUGCUGGCAGCCCUACAACUGGUGGGAGGGGAAGGUCCCUGUGGCAUCAGGACAGCACUGACACCCGGUCUUUAACUAUUUCAGCCAGGAAACAAGCAGCUUUUUUCCCAGCAAAAAGUCAACCAUGCCCAAACUGGGCCUGUCAGACUCCUCCCCACCCGUUGAAGGAGGGGAGAGCAUUUGGGAGAGCAUCUAUCCUACCCAACCGCAGCCGCCCAGCGCCUCUCCUGACACCGACCUUGUGCGCAGCUCCAUGCGAUACGUGCCCCACUGCCACGUGCCCCGCGGCCGCCGCUCGGCAGCUGGCAAAGGCGACGGGAUGUGGAGCGACAGGCCCUGCUGGCCUGUGCCCUCGCUCCCCACGCGCCCGCUGCUGCCAGCCCUGUCACCUCCCGUUAGCGCAGCGCUCCUGACACGCCUGGGAUGCCGAGCUGGCCGCGCUGGCGUGCUGCCGGGGGGUGGCAAGGUGCUUCAGCGUCGGGUGGAUAGGUGAGUGGCACCCUGCCUCUCAAAGACGGAGCCGAGACGAUGCCAUCCCCUGGCUUUGCACCCAGGCAGGGAUCCCACAGAAAGGAUGGUUUGGAUUUGCCCUGGGAAUGUCUGGAAAAGAGAAGAGACCCAGGCAAGAGGGCCCAGGUCUGAACCCAACGAGGCCACUGCCCUGAGCGUGGCCCACGCCUGCCGAGACGCUACUGGCUCUGUGCCAGAGCGAAUGCCACAUCCAAGCACUGCAUCUUCCUCCGAAAGGAAAGGUGAAGUGCUGCUCUGGGUUUCAGCACCCGGAGUUGGUGUUACCCCCCUGCUGCUCUUCCAUCGCCAUCUUUGUAGGUCUCCUCGCAAACAUUCCCCCUCCCUGGUGCCAACGUGAGCUUCCCAGGCAUUAGUGCUUCUGCAAAUCUGCAUCCCCAGCUGAGGCUAACGGCUGAAGCUUGGGAACAGCUCAGGGACAACUGGACUGUAAGAAAGGCUCCCGAGGGCCUCUUCGGGGACACAGCAGCCUGGAGAAGCCCAGGAGAGCUCUUCUUGGCUGGCUGCAAUUCUCCUGUCCCUGCAGGAAGGCUGAGCCCCACUAUGCCGGAGACAGCAAAUGUGAGGUUUGUAUCAGUGCUGCCCCCAAGGGCUCUCCGCUGCCUUACCCAGGAAAAUCCUGCUGCUGCAUUUCACACCUUUCUGGUGCUCGGAAAGGACCUUGCACCACACUGCUGCUCCAACGAGCAAGGCAAGGCAGUUUGAAUUGUUGAAGCAGUUCAUUAAAGAGCCUAAAAGGCAAAUCGUCUCAGCAAGGAAAAACAUAGCCAGGAGCAUAGCUUCCCUGACAGGCAGGAGUUGGGUAAUGUAAUGGAUGGUCCCCAAGGAAUACACUGUCCUCUCUCGGAAGCCAUCUGCAUCAUUACAGCCCCGGCUCGCUGCCAAACGGGCCUCCCGCUCCUUGACUCCAGAGGAUAAAGUACUAGGUCAGCAUAAAGCACGGUGUCUCCGGCGUGCAGGGACCUGCGCCUGUGCACACAGGUACAAAGACUAGCUUUGCGGACCGGCCUCCAACACUGACCCCCGUCUCCCUUGGCACUUCACAUCUCAGCCAGGACAACGUGGGCACGCUGAAUGCUAGCCCCCUCCUGCCACUGGGGCUGGACACAUGAUGUACAUGGUUGGACCUGGAUCUUUUCCUUAUGAUGCUCAUGGUUUUCCAAAGAGCUUGAAGCAGUGAAGCCUAGUGCUUGCCAGCACGAUGCCUGCUCUUGCCUCCCAGUGUGUGCCCGACAUACCCCAGGGGCCAGGAGACGCCAGCUUUGGCAGUCCCAUUUGUAGCUGGGAGCUUGUAAAAACAGUAAGAUCAGUAAGGCAAGACUCCUUUUUUAACCACGAAACCUAGGUCUGAGCUAGUCACGCCACUGUGCUCUGGCUCACCCUCACCCCGAUCCGCUAUGCACUGCAAGACUCAAGUCUCACUCACUUUCCAAGGUUUUAGGGCAAGGUAGCAAGGACUCCUUUAGCCUGAGAGGUCCACGAAACGUCUACUCCUGCAACUCCUUCCCUACAGCUCGCUCAUCAACAUGUGUUGAAGGAGCAUUCGUGUUUAAGCGAUCAGUAAUUACACAAGACUGCAGAGAACUACCGUGUCCGGUGGGGACCAGCCAAGUCCCCAGGGUCCCAGCAGUGCUUGAGCAUGCAGGUGGGUGGCCAGGAUGAGUUUAGGAACCUGCAGACUGGUAUCUUCUGUGACUUUUCCAGUGGAGGCAACCCCAAAACCAUCCAGCAAUUGAACAGCGUCUGCUUUACUGGCCUCCCCUAUGUGGCCUCGUUGCCUACUCACCUUCUCACUCACCAACAUGUUACUUCUGCCCAGUGAACUUCUCCAUCUCCUCCCUCCUGCCAGCCCAUCCCUCUGCACCCAUCUGUACUGUGCAAAGGAGAAAAGUGCAGAGAUCCAGCCAGAAUUACCCCAACAUCACAUUAGCCCAGUGCCGCUCCUCCUGGCAGGUCCCGCUGGCUCGUGCUCAGCAUCCCACUGGUACAGUGUGGUUGUUUCUGACCCAGGAUCCCUGUCCUGUGCUCUGCUGGCUGGUACCACCAUGUUCACAGUGCUCUUCUGUCUAUCCUCUCCAUCUCUUGGGCAGAAGUCCCUGGGAGAUGCACCCUGAAGGCUGCUUACGUCUUUCCUUGUACAGUUGUGCUGCUGCCAAGUUUGCUGGCUCCUUGCAUGUGCCCUAACCCUCCAGAUUCACAUGGACAGGGCUGGGGAAUGCGCCGCCCAGCCUCGCUCCCCCUGUCUCUGAGGGGAUGGUGUCCAUGGGGCAUGGGGGAAGACCGAGGACUGGAGUGGCGGCCAAGCCCUGGCACAACACAGCUCAUCUCGGCUCUGGGAUGGCCCCUUGCUUUCCACAAAGCCUGUUCCAACCUAUAUUAGGUCCUAAUUACAAGGUGGCCUUGCACGCUGGGGACCAAGAGCCUCACCGUCGAGCCUCGCCCCUUCCCCUGCCCCUGGCUCUUGCCAGGAUCCUUACACAAGCUCUGGCCAAUGCUGCUCCAUUAGCUCACUCCUAAGAAGGCUUGAUAGAAAAUCUGCUCAAUUAUUUAGCAGACAAACAGGGGGAUGAUACCAGCUGAAGGCAGCCAGGGUCUCUGGCGCAGACCCAACGAUUCAGCCCAGCUCCUGGUUCAUCCUGUCAGACCCUGCCUUCCCUCUCCUCCCUGCAAAACCAAGGCUCAGUCAUUAGGGCCUGGCAAAGAGGCAGCGCACGGGCACCCCUGCUUCCUUGGCCCCUGCUAGGAGCUGAGGCUCCCUGCAACAGAGGUGCUGCCCAACUGCUGUCAGACCUGAGGGCUGGGAAGAGGCAGCACGGCCGGAGGCCCGAGCAGUCCCACAACAACAGUGCAGAGGCCAAAAUAGCAUCAUAGAACGGUUAGAGUUGGAAGGGACCUUAAAGAUCACCUAGUUCCAACCCCCUGCCCUGGGCACACCUCCCACUACACCAGGUUACUCAAAGCUCCAUCCAGCCUGGCCUUGAACACCUCCAGGGACGGGGCAGCCACAGCUUCUCUGGGCAACUUGGGCCAGUGUCUCACCACCCUCACGGUAAAGAAUUUAUUACUAAUAUCUAACCUAAAUCUAACUUCUUUCAGUUUAAAACUGUUACCCUUUGUUCUAUCAUUACACCCCCUGAUCCAGAGUCCCUUCCCAGCUUUCCUGUAGGGCUCCUUCACGUACUGAAAGAGGCUAUAAGGUCUCCCCGGAGCCUUCUCUUCUCCAGGCUGAACAACCCCAACUCUCUCAUAGCAGAGGUGCUCCAGCCCUCUGAUCAUCUUCAUGGCCUCCUCUGGACUCACUCCAACAGGUCCAUGACCUUCUUAUGUUUGGGCCCCCAGAGCUGGACGCAGUACUCCA